Molecule: messenger RNA, 297 nt
Organism: Thlaspi arvense
Lineage: Eukaryota; Viridiplantae; Streptophyta; Magnoliopsida; Brassicales; Brassicaceae
Source: the annotation of a GenBank genome assembly
AUGUCCGGCGAGGAAGACGCCACUGUCAGGGAACCACUAGAUCUGAUCCGUCUGAGUCUCGACGAGAGAAUCUAUGUCAAGCUCCGUUCAGACCGCGAGCUUCGCGGCAAGCUUCAUGCGUUUGAUCAGCAUUUGAAUAUGAUUCUGGGUGAUGUUGAAGAAGUUAUCACAACAGUAGAAAUCGAUGACGAGACGUAUGAAGAGAUUGUCCGGACGACAAAGCGCAAUAUUCAGUAUCUAUUUGUGAGAGGGGAUGGAGUGAUAUUGGUGUCUCCACCACUGAGGACUCAGACCUGA